AUGUCGCUCAGCAACAAGCUCGCGAUCACCGACGUCGACGUCAAGGGCAAGCGCGUCCUCGUCCGAGUCGACUUCAACGUCCCUCUCGACAAGGAGACCAACUCCAAGAUCACCAACAACCAGCGCAUCGUUGGCGCCCUCCCAACGAUCAAGUACGCAAUCGACAAUGGCGCCAAGGCAGUCGUCCUCAUGUCCCACCUCGGUCGUCCAGACGGCCACCCGAACCCCAAGUACUCCCUCAAGCCCGUCGCCGCUGAGCUCGAGAAGCUUCUCGGCAAGAAGGUGACCUUCACCGAAGACUGCGUUGGCCCAGAAGCCGAGAAGGCCGUCAGUGGCGCAUCGAACGGCGACGUGAUCCUCCUCGAGAACCUGCGCUUCCACGCUGAAGAGGAGGGCUCAAGCAAGGACAAGAAUGGCAACAAGCAGAAGGCAGACAAGGCCGACGUUGAGAAGUUCCGCAAGGGCCUGACAGCGCUUGGUGACAUCUACAUCAACGAUGCAUUCGGCACUGCGCACCGCGCUCACAGCUCUAUGGUCGGUGUAGACCUCCCACAAAAGGCCUCUGGCUUCCUCGUCAAGAAGGAGCUGGAAUACUUCGCCAAGGCCCUCGAGAACCCACAGCGUCCCUUCCUCGCUAUCCUUGGCGGUGCGAAGGUCUCGGAUAAGAUUCAGUUGAUCGAGAACAUGCUUGACAAGGUCAACAGCUUGAUCAUUUGCGGUGGUAUGGCCUUUACCUUCAAGAAGGUGAUGGACAACAUGGCGAUCGGCAACUCCCUCUUUGACGAGGCCGGCAGCAAGAAGGUCAAGGAACUGGUCGAGAAGGCCAAGAAGCAGAACGUCACCAUCACUCUCCCCGUGGACUACAUCACCGCCGACAAGUUCGCGGCUGAUGCGAAGACUGGAUACGCUGAGGAUAAGGAUGGUAUCCAGAACGGCUGGAUGGGUCUAGACUGCGGCGAGAAGAGUAUCGAGCUGUACAAGAAAGCCAUCGACGACGCAAAGACGAUUCUCUGGAACGGUCCCCCGGGUGUGUUCGAGAUGGAGGCGUUUGCGAAUGGUACCAAGAAGACUAUGAAUGCGGCUGUGGAGGCGGCGCAGAAGGGCAAGAUCGUGAUCAUUGGUGGUGGUGACACGGCGACUGUGGCGGCGAACUAUGGGGUGGAGGAUAAGUUGAGCCAUGUUAGCACUGGUGGUGGUGCUUCACUUGAGUUGUUGGAGGGUAAGGAUUUGCCGGGUGUGAGUGCUUUGAGCGAGAAGUCGUAA
This is a messenger RNA of Fulvia fulva, 1263 nucleotides long. Its product is annotated as Phosphoglycerate kinase. The transcript has 2 exons. Lineage: Eukaryota; Fungi; Ascomycota; Dothideomycetes; Mycosphaerellales; Mycosphaerellaceae. The coding region runs from base 1 to 1263 and encodes 420 amino acids. The record is from RefSeq and is a predicted model, not a curated record. Gene Ontology annotation, biological process: glycolytic process; gluconeogenesis. Gene Ontology annotation, molecular function: ATP binding; ADP binding; phosphoglycerate kinase activity. Gene Ontology annotation, cellular component: cytosol.